UAAACGAGGACAAAGCAAAGCCGCCACCAGCGCCGUUGUCUACCUCGACCGCGGCAACCUUCUCCCGCUACGCUACCUUCCCGCGCGACCUCAACACAGGCAGCAGGAUGCGAUAGACCUGUAACGGCAUUAAACAGCACGCGCCGACAAUGAGCCUUGUCAAUGCCCCGAAGUCCGCCGCCGCGCUCUACUCCUCCCUGCUCCAGAGCUGCAUCGGCGCUAACGCGUUCCGGCAAGGCAAGUCCGUGCACCACCGGGCCAUCAUCACUGCGUCUUCCGACCCAUCACCUCCGGACCUCCUCCACCUGAGCACCAAGCUCGUCAUGUUCUACUCCCACUUCGGCGACGUCGCGGCCGCACGCGCGGUGUUCGACGGGAUGCCGCACCGGAGCGUCGUGUCCUGGACGGCCAUGGUCUCCGGGUACGCCAAGAACGGCCGCGCCCCGGAGGCGCUGGAGCUGUUCGCGCUCAUGCUCCGGUCCGGCGCCAGGCCGAACCAGUUCACGUUCGGGAGCGCGGCGAGGGCGUGCGCGGGCGGCCGCUGCGCGAGGAGCGGGGAGCAGGUGCACGCGUGCGCGGCCAAAGGGAGGCAUGCGGGCGACAUGUUUGUGCAGAGCGCGCUCAUGGACAUGCAUCUGAGGUGCGGGUCAGUGGGGGACGCGAGGCGACUGUUUGCGGAGAUGGAGAGGAAAGACUUGGUGUCAUGGAAUGCCCUGAUGAGGGGGUUUGUGGAGCGGGGGCAUUAUAGUGAUGCCCUUGGAUUGUUUGCUUCAAUGCUGAGAGAUGGGAUGCUACCUGACCAUUUCACAUUUGGAAGUGCUCUAAAGGCAUGUGGAGCAAUCAGUGUGAUUUUCAAUGUGGAACUAAUUCACACAUGCAUCAUCAAGCUUGGUUAUUGGGAUGAAAAGGUUGCUACUGCAUCACUUAUUGAUUCUUAUGCAAAAUGUCGAAGCUUAAGCAGUGCGAGGGUGAUAUAUGAUUCCAUCUGUGAACCAGACCUUGUGUCAUCUACGGCAUUGAUCAGUGGGUACUCCAUGGAUAGGAACUACAGUGAAGAUGCAAUGAAGCUCUUCUGUAAGAUACAUCGGGAGGGUUUAAGAAUUGAUGGUAUUCUGUUAAGUGCCUUGCUUGGUGUUUGUGCUAAUGUAGCAUCAAUAAAAUUCGGGACACAAAUUCAUGCUUAUAUGCACAAGAAGCAACCUAUGGGUGAUUUGGCAUUGGACAAUGCUCUUGUUGACAUGUAUGCAAAGUCAGGAGAAUAUUUGGAUUCCAGACGUGCUUUUGAUGAAAUGCCCAGCCGAAAUGUGAUUUCGUGGACUUCACUUAUUACUGCCUGUGCACAACAUGGUUUUGGAGAAGAUGCUGUGACCCUUUUUGCUAGGAUGGAGGAGGAUGGUGUGAAGCCAAAUGAUGUGACAUUCCUUUCUCUUCUAUCAGCAUGCAGCCAUUCUGGUAUGAUGAACAAAGGGAUGGAAUAUUUCACUUCUAUGAUGAACAAGUAUGGUAUUGAUCCAAGAGCCAAGCAUUACAGCUCUGCUAUUGACCUUCUUGCUCGUGGUGGUCAGUUAGAAGAUGCAUGGAUGCUUCUUCAAAAGACGAAUACUGAGUGCAAGUCAUCAAUGUAUGGUGCAAUGCUUGGAGCUUGCAAGGUACAUGGCAACAUUCCUCUUGGAGAAACUGCGGCUAACAAUCUUUUCAGUAUAGAUCCCAAGAGUUCUGUAAACUAUGCUGUGCUUGCAAACAUGUAUGCAGAAUCAUGUUUAUGGGAGGAUGCUCAGAGAACAAGAAAAUUAUUGGCGGAGACAUCCAAAGGAAAAGAAGUUGGUUUCAGUGUCAUAUAAAUUAGGUUAUGGUCGAUAGAGAUAUUUUCAUCUUCAGAAAGUGAAAGGGGAUGUCUAUUUGCCUCUAAAAGUGAUCAAGAUGAAUCUGAAACUCUGAUCUUCUUUUGACUAUGUUCCAAGACCCCAGAUGGACUUUAGAUCCAACAUACAUGACAGCUGUUGGAACUCUGACCUUGUGAAGGCCAUUUCAAUUAAAAAGUUGUACACUAGCCCUUCGCAAGAUUUUUGCUCCCACAAUGCACCAAGCUCGUGCUUCUUCCUUAAUCAUGUGGACGAUGGUACUCGGCAGGCUGUGUCACCCCUGGAAAAUUCACAAUGCACCAGUCACUAGGGCUUUGCAAGAUUUUUGCUCCCACAAUGCACCAAGCUCGUGCUUCUUCCUUAAUCAUGUGGACGAUGGUAUUCGGCAGGCUGUGUCACCUCUGGAAAAUUCACAAUGCAUCAGGAUCUCUAUUUUAGCAUGAUAGAUUCUUAUGGUGUCAUCUAGAAAUAUACUUUUAAAUUGCGGAAUGUGUUAUAUGUGUACCAGAUGGAAAUCCGAAGGUUGAAGGGUUUUUUUAAUGACAUGGUUAAUUUGCAAUCGCCUGUGUUCUGUCUAGGGCUCAGCUGACUAAUGUGCAGGAAGUAACCUGACUGCCAUAAACUGCUUCAGUGGUGUUUAGUAUGUUGCUGAACUACUUGUGCGAUGCAGGGAUGCAUCGUUUCUAUUCUGCUUGUACAGUGCACGUCUGGUUCGCUUCUAAAAAACGUUUGAAUACUAGCUUUGUUUUGAA
Messenger RNA from Sorghum bicolor (sorghum), 2614 nucleotides. RefSeq names its product pentatricopeptide repeat-containing protein At3g20730. Gene Ontology annotation, biological process: RNA modification. Lineage: Eukaryota; Viridiplantae; Streptophyta; Magnoliopsida; Poales; Poaceae. The record is from RefSeq and is a predicted model, not a curated record. The transcript is spliced from 3 exons. The coding region runs from base 150 to 1841 and encodes 563 amino acids. Gene Ontology annotation, molecular function: protein binding; RNA binding.